AUGGCAAAUUCUGAAAGAGCUGAAGAAAUGCAAGAAAAUUAUUGGAGAAAUGGUACGCUACAAGAACAACUGCCUAAAGUGAGAAAGCAAGCUGUCGGAUCUAUCGAGAUAUUCCGCUUUGCUGAUGGACUGGACAUCUCACUCAUGAUCCUGGGAAUACUGGCGUCACUGGUAAAUGGAGCAUGUCUUCCUUUAAUGUCACUGGUUUUAGGAGAAAUGAGUGAUAACCUUAUAAGUGGAUGUCCAGUCCAAACCAAUACAACAAAUUAUCGGAACUGUACCCAGUCUCAAGAGAAGCUGAAUGAAGAUGUAAUUGUGUUGGUCCUGUAUUAUGUUGGAAUAGGAGCUGCUGCCUUGAUUUUUGGCUACAUGCAGAUUUCCUUUUGGAUGAUGACUGCAUCGCGACAGACCAAGAGAAUUCGAAAACAGUUUUUUCACUCAAUUUUGGCGCAGGACAUCAGCUGGUUUGAUGGUUGUGACAUCGGUGAACUUAAUACUCGCAUGAUGAAUGACAUCAACAAAAUAAGCGAUGGCAUUGGAGACGGGAUUGCUCUGUUGUUUCAAAACCUGUCUACUUUUUCUAUUGGCCUGGUGGUUGGUUUGGUGAAGGGCUGGAAACUCACCCUGGUGACUCUGUCCACGUCUCCUCUUAUAAUGGCUUCGGCGGCAGCAUGUUCUAGGAUGGUCGUCUUGUUGACCAAUAAGGAAUUAAGUGCCUAUUCCAAAGCCGGGGCUGUAGCAGAAGAAGUCUUGUCAUCAAUCCGAACAGUGAUAGCCUUUGGGGGCCAGGAGAAAGAGCUUCAAAGGUAUACACAGAAUCUCAAAGAUGCAAAGGAUGUUGGCAUAAAAAGGGCUAUAGUUUCGAAACUGUCUCUGGGUGCUGUGUACUUCUUUAUGAAUGGAACCUAUGGACUUGCUUUUUGGUAUGGGACCUCCUUGAUUCUUAGCGGAGAACCUGGUUAUACCAUCGGGACCGUUCUUGCUGUUUUCUUUAGCGCAAUUCAUGGUAGUUAUUGCAUUGGAGCAGCAGCCCCUCACUUUGAAACCUUCAACAUAGCUCGAGGAGCCGCCUUUAAUAUUUUUCAGGUUAUUGAUAAGAAACCCAGUAUAGAUAACUUUUCAACAACUGGACAUAAACCUGAAUGCAUAGAAGGAGCUGUGGAAUUUAAAAAUGUUUCUUUCAGUUAUCCAUCAAGACCAUCUAUCAAGAUUCUGAAAGGUCUGAAUCUCAAAAUUAAGUCUGGAGAGACAGUAGCCUUCGUUGGCCCCAAUGGCAGUGGGAAGAGUACGGCAGUCCAGCUUCUGCAGAGGUUAUACGAUCCCGAUGACGGCUUUAUCACGGUGGAUGGGAAUGACAUCAGAGCUUUAAAUGUACGACAUUAUCGAGAACAUAUUGGAGUGGUCAGCCAAGAGCCUGUUUUGUUCGGGACCACCAUCAGUAACAAUAUUAAGUAUGGACGAGAUGGUGUGACUGAUGAAGAGAUUGAGAAAGCAGCAAAGGAAGCAAAUGCUUAUGAUUUUAUAAUGGAGUUUCCUAACAAAUUUAAUACGUUGGUAGGGGAAAAAGGAGCUCAAAUGAGUGGAGGUCAGAAACAGAGGAUCGCCAUUGCUCGAGCUUUAGUUCGAAACCCGAAGAUUCUGAUUUUAGAUGAGGCUACAUCUGCCCUUGAUACGGAAAGCGAGUCAGUUGUUCAGGCUGCACUGGAGAAGGCAAGCAAAGGUCGGACCACAAUUGUGGUAGCACAUCGACUUUCCACGAUUAGAAGUGCAGAUCUGAUUGUGACCAUAAAGGAUGGGAUGGUGGCAGAGAAAGGAACACAUGCUGAACUAAUGGCAAAACAAGGUCUAUAUUACUCACUUGCAAUGUCACAGGAUAUCAAAAAAGCUGAUGAACAAAUGGAAUCAACGACACGUUCUACUGAAGGAAAUACCAGCUCCAAUCCUCUGUGCCCCAGGAACAGCGUCAAGCGUCAGACAGCGUCAGACUUCACUGACGAGUCUGAGGAAUCCAUCCACUAUAAAGAGGCAAGUCUUCCUGAAGUUUCUCUGUUAAAAAUUUUUAAGUUAAACAAGUCUGAAUGGCCUCUUGUGGUUCUGGGUACAUUGGCUUCUAUUCUAAAUGGAACUGUUCAUCCAAUAUUUUCCAUCAUCUUUGCAAAAAUUGUAACGAUGUUUGAAAAUAAUGAUAAAACUACAUUAAAGCAUGAUGCAGAAAUUUAUUCCAUGAUAUUUGUCAUUUUGGGUGCUAUUUGCUUUGUCAGUUAUUUCAUGCAGGGAUUAUUUUUUGGCAGAGCAGGGGAAAUCUUAACCAUGAGGUUAAGACAUUUGGCAUUUAAAGCCAUGUUAUAUCAGGAUAUUGCCUGGUUCGAUGAUAAGGAAAACAGCACGGGAGCCUUGACAACAAUAUUAGCUACAGAUACAGCAAAAAUUCAAGGAGCAACAGGUUCAAGGGUUGGUGUCUUAACACAAAAUGCAACUAACAUGGGAUUGUCAGUUAUCAUUUCCUUUAUAUAUGGAUGGGAGAUGACACUCUUGAUUCUGAGUAUUGCUCCAGUACUUGCUCUGACAGGAAUGAUUGAAACCUCAACAAUGACUGGAUUUGCCAACAAGAAUAAGCAAGAACUUAAGCGAGCUGGAAAGAUAGCAACUGAAGCUGUGGAGAAUAUACGUACUAUAGUGUCGUUAACAAGAGAAAAAGUCUUCGAGCAAAUGUAUGAAGAGACACUUCAGACUCAACACAGAGUUUUUACUGCAAUUGCAUAUGGAGCUAUGGCCAUUGGAGAAACAUUUGUUUUGGCACCUGAAUAUUCCAACGCCAAAUCUGGGGCUGCACAUCUUUUUGCUUUGUUGGAAAAGAGACCAACCAUAGACAGCAACAGUCAAGAAGGGAAAAAACCAGACACAUGUGAAGGGCAUUUGGAGUUUCGAGAAGUCUCUUUUUUCUAUCCAUGUCGCCCAGAUGUUUUCGUCCUUCAUGACUUAUCCCUCAGUAUUGAGAAAGGGACAACAGUAGCAUUUGUUGGGAGCAGUGGCUGUGGGAAGAGCACUGCUGUUCAACUUCUGCAGAGAUUUUAUGACCCUGUGAAAGGACAAGUGCUGUUCGAUGGUGUAGAUGCAAAGGAACUGAAUGUGCAGUGGCUGCGUUCCCAAAUAGCAGUCAUCCCUCAAGAGCCGGUGCUCUUCAACUGCAGCAUUGCCGAGAACAUCGCCUAUGGUGAUAACAGCCACGUGGUGCCAUUGGAGGAGAUCAAAGAAGUAGCGAAUGCAGUAAACAUUCAUUCUUUCAUUGAAGGUCUCCCUGAGAAAUACAACACGCAAGUUGGACUGAAAGGAGCACAGCUUUCUGGCGGCCAGAAACAAAGACUAGCUAUUGCAAGGGCUCUUCUCCAGAAACCAAAAAUUUUAGUGUUGGAUGAGGCCACUUCAGCCCUUGAUAAUGAGAGUGAAAAGGUGGUUCAGCAUGCCCUUGAUAAAGCCAGGAUGGGGAGGACAUGCCUAGUGGUCGCUCACAGACUCUCCACGAUACAGAAUGCAGAUUCGAUAGUGGUUCUGCAUGAUGGAAAAAUAAAGGAACAGGGAACUCAUCAAGAGCUCCUGAGAAAUCGAGAUAUAUACUUUAAAUUAGUAAAUGCACAGUCAGUGCAGUGA
Messenger RNA from Propithecus coquereli (Coquerel's sifaka), 3648 nucleotides. It is a transcript of the gene ABCB5, whose product is annotated as ATP-binding cassette, sub-family B (MDR/TAP), member 5. The transcript has 26 exons. Gene Ontology annotation, molecular function: ATP binding; ATP hydrolysis activity; ABC-type transporter activity. Lineage: Eukaryota; Metazoa; Chordata; Mammalia; Primates; Indriidae. The coding region runs from base 1 to 3648 and encodes 1215 amino acids. Gene Ontology annotation, cellular component: membrane. The record is from RefSeq and is a predicted model, not a curated record. Gene Ontology annotation, biological process: transmembrane transport.